Molecule: messenger RNA, 1770 nt
Organism: Vicia villosa (hairy vetch)
Lineage: Eukaryota; Viridiplantae; Streptophyta; Magnoliopsida; Fabales; Fabaceae
Product: PR5-like receptor kinase
Exons: 4
Coding region: 1-1770 (589 amino acids)
Biological process (GO): protein phosphorylation
Molecular function (GO): ATP binding; protein kinase activity
Source: RefSeq, a predicted model, not a curated record
AUGUUGGUGCAUUAUUUGGAGGGUGAGACUCGUGUUGAAGCUAUUGCACAGGAGUUGCGAGACAGGGACGAAGCAUUACGUCAGCUGAAGUUCAAUUUACAAAAUGCUCAAGAACAAAUGAAGCAUUUUGCUGACAAAAAAAGGAGGGCAGUUCAUUAUGAUAUUGGGGACUGGGUAUUUUUGAAGUCGCGUCCUCACCGGCAGCAUUCUGUGGUUCGUAGAAUCCACCAAAAGCUUUCUCCUCGUUUUUUUGGGCCGUUCCAAAUUAUUCAGAAGAUUGGACAGGUUGCAUACAAACUGCAAUUACCGGUAUCUUCCAAGAUUCAUCCUAUCUUCCAUGUCUCUCAGCUGAAGAAAGCAGUCGGUAAUUACAUUGCUAUUCCAGAGUUACCAGCCAGUUUAGAAACAGACAAGAGAGCCAUCAUUCCGGCUAGGGUGCUGUCUUGGAGGGAUAGAUGGGAGCAGGGUCAACACAAGAGGGAAUGGCUCAUCCAGUGGGAAGGUAUGGAUGUUGGUGAUGCUACUUGGGAAGAAGAGCUCCUGUUGAAGAGUCAAUUUCCAGAUCUUAGCCUUGAGGACAAGGCUAGUGUUGAAGGAGGGGGUGAUGAUAGGAAGGAGGCUGAGACCAUUGAUAAUGAAGGGGAGAUUUUUAAUUACUUGAUAAAUUAUGCAGUUGCAUCUUCUACUGGAGUACUUGGAGUUCUAGCUUUAUUGGCUUGGUUCUUGAGAAGGCGUUUUAUCAGCAACAAAAACUCACCAUACCAAAUAAUUGAGUUGUUUCUGAAAAACCAUGGUCAUCUAGCAGCUAAAAGAUACACUUAUACAGAUAUAAAAAAAGCAACCAAUUCAUUCAAAAACAAACUAGGUCACGGAGGAUACGGAAGUGUAUACAAAGGAAAAUUACAAGAUGGGAGUCUCGUGGCAGUAAAGAUAUUAAGUGAAUCCAACGGUAACGGUGAAGAGUUCAUUAACGAGGUUGCUAGUAUUAGUGUCACUUCUCAUGUUAAUAUCGUUAGUUUAUUGGGAUUCUGUUUAGAAGGUUCGAAAAGAGCUUUGAUAUAUGACUACAUGCCUAACGGAUCACUAGAAAAGUUCAUAAAUGAAGACAAAGAUCCACUAAAGCUAAGUUUUCCAUUGAGUUGCAAUACUAUCUACAAUAUUGCAAUAGGCGUUGCUCGAGGAUUAGAGUAUUUGCACAAGGGUUGCAAUACUAAAAUCUUGCAUUUUGAUAUAAAACCUCAUAAUAUAUUGCUAGAUGGUGAUUUUUGUCCUAAAAUUUCAGAUUUUGGACUUGCAAAAGUAUGUGCGAGAAAAGAAAUGUUCUCUAGAAAUUUCGGUUCAGUUUCUCACAAGUCUGAUGUAUAUAGCUAUGGAAUGAUGGUUUUAGAAAUGGUUGGUGGAAAACACAAUAACAAUAUGGUUGAUGAUGAACGGUCGAGUGAAAUUUAUUUUCCACACUGGAUUUACAAGCGCCUUGAGCUGAAUCAAGAACCUAGACUGCAGAGUAAUAAUAAUAAAUUUGAUAAACAAAUUGUUCGAAAGAUGAUUAUAGUAAGCUUAUGGUGCAUCCAAACUGAUCCAUCCCAUAGGCCUGAAAUGAGUAAAGUAGUAGAAAUGAUGGAAGGUAGCUUGGAAUCUUUGCAAAUACCACCAAAACCUUUCCUGUCUUCACCUCCUAGGCCUCCCUCAGAAUCAUCGGAUUGUAACACUUACACUUACACAUCUCAUGAUUGGUAUCCUUCAGGCACACUCCAUAGUCCAUACCACUGA